CAACGAAACCACUGUCCCUUCGUGCAUUAUUCAUCUGGAAUCGAGAUUCCCCCCGAUGGCUAUCGGCCCGCCGACAUAGCAUUGAACGCCGCAGCAGUUUGCAAUCACGCACAAAAGUAGCUAUGAAUUGGUCCGACCCGAGUGAGAGAGAACUUGCAGCGGAAUGGUCGUCAUCGCCUUAUCAGUGGCGUCGAAAGCGAACGCGGAGGCAGAAACCAAAAGCAAGAACGUCCCUGCUGUGCCUAUUGCUGGUGACCGCGGUAAUUUUUUCUUCGUUGUUGAUCUUCGUCGUUAGCGAUCAACAUGUUGAAAACAAUGAGAAUCGAAAGAUGGGGGAUAUGCUGGAGGAUGGCGUGGGACUAUCGAACGGAGAAAAAGAAACGGCGCCGGCCACAGUCGAAACAGAAACGCAAUCUGAGGCCCCGUCGCGGAAGACGACGGUGCGGGUCGUGGAUCCUACACGUGACCUUUUCCAACUGUUAUUAUCAGACUUUUUUUCCUCGAAAAAGGGAAAUGGUGCAAAACGAUAUCGAACCUUCAUGGUUCUCGCCUAUCGCGAAUCAUGUCAUCAAAGCAAAACAUUGUUAUGGAGGUUGAUGAACGAGGCCAUUCCAAAAAUUGAAUUUCAAUUGCUGAAAGACGAACACCAGUUGGAUGACAAUGGUGAAAGAGAUGAAAAUGUCAGAUCUGAAAUCAUUUUCGUGCCGAUGCCGAUUGGUGAAAAAGGCGAAAAAGCGUUCAACGAAAAGUUUAUGGAUCAAAUGGGAAUCAGCAGGCUUCCCUAUCUUUUCUUCCUCGCAGACGAGGAAGAACCGGGUGUAGAAGCAUUUGCGCACAUAGACGAUGUAUUCGCUGUGUCAGAAAUGUACCGCGGUCUGACAGAUUCCACUCCCAAUUUGGUGAACGGAUUGCGCCAUUACUUGACGCGUCUUCUCCUCCGUUCACAAUGGACACGACGAACUCGACAGGAAACACCGCAACAUUCGCAAUACAACGAUGUUCGAAGCGUACGUCUAAUGACAGUAAGAGUGGAAUCGAUAGAAGACUUGCAAACCAUGAUUCGAAAUGGCGAACGCGACAAACUCAGCAUCUUCCAGCAUCCUCUGCUUCCAUUGGACCCCAGCCUAUCGGAGGACGACGAUCGAUGGAUUCGAUUCCUGAUGGACGACAAUUCGGGACGUCACGUUCGCACGAGCAAUGAAUUCAAUGCGAAUCAGGAAAGGAGAAAUUACAACGAAGAAAGGGCGUCGCAACCCCCACCGCCACAUGAAUUGUUCCGGCUCGUUAUCCAGUGCCGAAACCUUAGGAGCGGGCAGCCUACGAGUCCCGAAACCGCGAACCAUAACUUUACAUCAUACCAGGAGUUCGACAAAGCUGUCACAGUACUUGGAGCACGACGCGAUGUGCUCUUCUCAAUCUUGGAACCAAGCACGGAAACUGUUGACAACGCAGAUAACAUUUCUUCCUCUUCCUCCUUUUGUAGCAAUGCCAGCACCGACGACGGUAGGGUCAAAAUUUGGGACGUCCACUUGCAUGACAAAGACACCCUUCUUCACAACGGCGGCUAUCUCGAGAGUUUCACGGAAAUCAUUGAUGGAUUAGGCUUUCGGCUCCGGCCGGAUCUCAUGUGGUUCGACCGGCGCAUGACGGCUCCCAUUGCCUUCCACCAGCGGUACCACCGCCACGCGGUUCUGUUUGUGGAUUUGCACGAUCCUGCGAGUGCACCCAACACUCGGGAUGCCGUCCGUGCCUUUCGGCAGGAAUGCCGGCAGCUGCGGGAGACUCAGCCUCCCGAUCACCCAGAACUAGCAAUCGUUUGCCUGGUGGUACCGGUGAGUUGCGUUCCMUUCGAAGAGUUGUCGUAUGGACCAAUAAGCUAUUGCGACAAAAACUCUCUUCCGUGUUCAUUUUGCUUCAUCCAUUAUAAUGCUGCUAACACCACUACUGCUAUUGUUACGGUGCAUACUAAUGUUUUUGUAUUGCAUGCGCGUGCCUCCGGCAUAUUUCCCAAUAUUGCUGCCUUUUUUCAAUGGGUUGUAUGAUCAUUUAAUUUUCACUUUCCUUUAGAGUACCGAACUUCGGGUCUUAAACACGUUUGGUGUCGACAUUUUUUCGCAGCUCGACGAGAAAGCCACCAAAAAAAUCCGAGCAACACUGUGCCACAAUAGAGUCCGAAAGGGACCCAGCAGCGCUGAUGGUGAUCCAAGCGAUGAUUUCUGUGAUGGCGUUACAAAUGAAAAUCGCCAAGGGGGACCAACAAACGGGGAAGAUGAUGGUUCGAAUUUUUCCUCUGUUUUGCCCACGUUGCUUGUGACCGAUCGGCGGAAAGACAGGACAGGCAUCGAGCGUCACUACCUAGAUCCACCUAUCACCCGGCUGUCCAUCGGUCGAUUUCUCGACGAUUUCGUUCACGGCCAAACCAAACCAGAGCGAAAAAGUAGCCCUUACAACAGCGAGGAAGGGCAAGAGGGCGGUGCCGUUCCCGUCAAUAAGCAUUUCGUCCACCUUCUAAGCGCAGAUUCCUUGCCGAAAUUUCUUGAGAUAAAUCGAGAGAAGCAUGUGCUACUGCAACUCUAUGCUCCCACGUGUGGACAUUGCAAGCGUUUCAACAUUGUUUGGAAUUCACUGGGGAAACUGGUCGAGUUUCUCGGAUGGUCCAAUCAGCUCGUGCUAGCACGAAUCGAUGCAGCCUCCAACGAAGUGUUUGUUCCCGGUUUGGUGUCGACGCAGCUUCCGGACCUUUUUUACUUUGGAAAAGGCGAUACCGAAUACCCAACUCACUACCCAAAAACCCAAUUUGCUCACGACAUGGAGCUGGGAGGGAUUAGUGAUCCACUCGACCUUUUGGAAUGGUGGAUGGACGAGGCUGGGGAAUCCAUUGAUGAAUCCGAGCUAUUGCGUGCUUUGGAAGGUGUAACUCGAACAUGACUGCGUUUUCUAGACUCCGUUAACUACAUCUUGUGCGACAUACAGAAGAUAAGUAGUUAUGUUAAUUUGAAAAAUGCUCUUCUAGAGUUUAUUUCUGUGGACUUUGGGGCUUGCAUUCACUAAUACUACAGGUACCAAUCAAAACCUUGACAAGCCGUGCGUUACUGUAUCGUGCCAUGCGGGUACGAGUAAUAGACUCAUAACCCAGUUGUUACCCAUACGAGUGAACUCAUAUCACAAGUUCUCUAACGGUACGUACGCACUAUUAACUUACUGUAGGUCGAAGUCGAAAUGUAAUCUUAUUACAACAACAAGGCAGGGGCUUCUACAUUUGAAAGAACUUGUUACCGGAUUUUUAUUGUUUUCACUCCCUCAGACUCCCUUUUCCAUCCACAAUUGCAGUUUUUAAAAAAACUAUUCUAGUAUUUUUUUCCUUUAUUCUUUAUUUUUAAGGAAGCCAGCACUGCCCAAUCUGGUUCACGAAUAACGCUGGAAACUGGAA
This is a messenger RNA of Pseudo-nitzschia multistriata, 3430 nucleotides long. Lineage: Eukaryota; Bacillariophyta; Bacillariophyceae; Bacillariales; Bacillariaceae. The record is from the annotation of a GenBank genome assembly.